Messenger RNA from Sciurus carolinensis (gray squirrel), 4163 nucleotides. It is a transcript of the gene Cntf, whose product is annotated as ciliary neurotrophic factor. Lineage: Eukaryota; Metazoa; Chordata; Mammalia; Rodentia; Sciuridae. The transcript is spliced from 2 exons. Gene Ontology annotation, biological process: positive regulation of axon regeneration; ciliary neurotrophic factor-mediated signaling pathway; positive regulation of tyrosine phosphorylation of STAT protein. Gene Ontology annotation, cellular component: axon. Gene Ontology annotation, molecular function: growth factor activity; cytokine activity; ciliary neurotrophic factor receptor binding. The record is from RefSeq and is a predicted model, not a curated record. The coding region runs from base 103 to 702 and encodes 199 amino acids.
GAGAAUGCCCAGUGGAUUUAGUCUGUGAGAGUCACAUUUCUUAUUUGGACCAGUGUAGACAGAAACAAACCCAGUUCACUUGUUUCCUGGGACAGUUAGGGGAUGGCUUUCGCAGAGCAUUCACCACGGACCCCUCGCCGCCGGGACCUCUGUAGCCGCUCCAUCUGGCUAGCAAGGAAGAUUCGUUCAGACCUGACUGCUCUCACGGAAUCUUAUGUGAAGCAUCAGGGCCUGAGCAAGAAUGUCAACCUGGACUCUGUGGAUGGUGUGCCAGUGGCAAGCACUGAUCAGUGGAGCGAGCUGACGGAGGCAGAGAGACUCCAAGAGAACCUCCAAGCUUACCGUACCUUCCAUGUUAUGUUGGCCAGGCUUUUAGAAGACCAGCAGGUGCAUUUUACCCCAACCCAAGGUGACUUCCAUCAAGCCAUACACACCAUUCUGCUUCAAGUUUCUGCCUUCGCCUACCAGCUAGAGGAGUUAAUGGUGCUCCUGGAACACAAGAUCCCCCCAAAUGAGUCUGACAGGAUGCCUGCUGUUGGAGAUGGUGGCCUCUUUGAGAAGAAGCUAUGGGGCCUAAAGGUGCUGCAGGAGCUUUCACAAUGGACUGUGAGGUCCAUCCACGACCUUCGUGUCAUUUCUUCUCAUCAGAUGGGGAUCCCAGCACAUGAGAGCCAAAAUGUUGCUAAGGACAAGAAAAUGUAGCAGUUAGCUUUCUCUCUCUUCCUUGCUGUCUGUUUGGAUGGAAUGUGCAUAGUUUUCUGGGGCCUCAUUUUCCCACCUUAAGUUUUUGAAAACCUUUUAAGACCACAAGCAUUUCCAUGAGGUAGAGUCAGAGACAUGGACAGAUGGGCAUAGAGGUUUAUUUAGCUUGGGGUGUGGAGGUGUGCACAUGUGUGUCUGUGUGGGAGGGGGUGUGAGACAGUGGGAGCAGGGGUAACAUCCUUCCACCUUAGCGCUCUAACCGUUCUACCACUAAAUAACCUUUGCCGUCAUUUAACAGCAUUACAGACAGAAGAGAGAAGUAUCUUAAACUCUAGUUAUGGAUGACUUCUGAGAAGACUGAACCAGUGAAUUGAAGAUUAUGGACUCUAUAGUCAUUCAUACUCUUAGAUAAUAAAAGUAAUAAUAGCUGUAUUGAGGCAGUGUGCCAGCGGUUUUAUCUAUGUGAUGUAUAACCUGUACAGCAACUUGUGAGGAAGAUGGUGUUAUUCCUCUCUGGCAGAUGAGAAAACAAGCUCAGAGACAGUUAAGGUCGUGCAGUGCCAAGUGACAUGCUAAGCUCGAACCCAGAUCCUCACUGUAAAGCCCAUGUACUCUUCACGUUAGAGUCCUGAUUAUGAAACUCUAGCACUGCACCUCAGUCUCAGAGAGUUGGAAGAUGUAUCAUCUAUACAGUCUAUCCUCUACACUCAGAAAGCCUUUAUACAUUAUCAUAAGUCAGCAUCAAAAUUUAGUGUUAAUGGUAAUAUUUGUUGCCCAUACUUGGCAAAGAAGGGAACAGCUAAAGAUCUUAGGAUUCCAUUUGAGAGAAGAUGAGGCCCACAAAACUUCUGAACCUUGAAAGUUGGACAUGUGCAGAAUACAGCAUGGUUGAAAGUGUUUACUAAUAUUCUUGGGUAUUGGGUCGGGCACAGCUUACAGCAGGUCGCCUCACAUUUACUGUAAUCAACAAUCCAGUGAUAGAGACCCAAGCAUUUGUAGAUGAUGGGUGGAAUUCUACCCAAGUUAAAAAGUCACAGGACCAUCACUUCACAUUCUCUGAACUUAGUCAUGAGGAGAGGGUGAGGCCCACUUUUCCCCCAGUAAUGCCAGAGAAUCUACAACAAUAUACAACAAAGCCCCCAGGGUAUGAAGAGCCAGGACGUAUGGACACCAACGGAAAAGGCCCGAGUUCUAUGGUGCACAUGUGUUAGCUUAUACUUAACCUGUCAUUAAAAUCCAAGAUCUUAGAUUGGGGACCUCAAUUUAAUUAAGGUGUCUUUACUCUCUAAGUGAACCAUGAGUUGAAGGGUCCAACUCCCAUAGGUCGCUUGAGAUGAGGAUGGGUGACUUGACUUGUAUCCUUCCCCACAUGGGUUCAUGUCCAAAUUCCAUGAAGUAAAUGUUGCAAUGGUUCAAGGGAAGUAAGGCUCUGCCUUCUACAAUGCACUUAGGGAAAUACAGUGUGUUCAUAUAUGUGAGAGAUCAGUGGUAGGUUGGAAUUAUAAGGCCUGGGUUUAAAUAUUGGGGAAUUCAGUUCCCAGGAGGAAACAGGAAUUGUGUCACAGAGGUUGGCAGAGUACAAAAUAGGGGGAAAUCACGAAGAAGGAAACAGAAGAGUUGGCUGCUAGAAAAAAGGUUGGGCAACAAUCUACAUCUGGGCCGGGCUGCCAACGGAGGCAUGUUCGGUUUUAUUUCAUUUGUGAUUUAGGUACAAACACAGUGUUUCCCAAACACUACUCAUUUCAUUCAAGCUUUUCCUUAUUUAAAUGGCAUUUUCAACUAGCAAUAUAUCUGCUUACUAAUGUACAGCUCUUAGAUUUAUGUAGCUGAUCCAUUUGUUUAAUAAAGGUGUGAACAAAUUUUCUUUAUGGGGGAAUAACUGAUCAUGAACUUUCUGGAUAUAAAAUGAGUGACCCUUCUCCAAGCGUUUUUAUUUAUGUUCAGCAGAUGUGGCAGUGUGGACAUCUACAGAAGUGUCAGAAAUCAACAGAGUUAGCUUAAGCUCUGCCCAGUGGCCUGUGGAGGAAUAUUUAUGUAUAAGAGGCAGAUUUGAAAUGGCAGAGGGUCCAGGGAAGAUACACUUUAACCAUCUGAGAACACAGCGGGCUUCUACACUUCCUCUCGCAGGAGCAGCAAAUCUUUACCAAGUGCAUUCCCAGCACUGUACUAAGAGUUGGGUGUUAGUUUCUCCUUCAAGAAACAUUCAUAUACCUGAAGAGAAGCAUCAGGAAACCCCUUAGAAAAAAGACAAAGGAAAAAUGAGUACUUAGCCAUGUAACAAAAACAAACACAUAUGAGAUCUGAACGUGUAAGCAUUGCAUCAUGUUUACCUGAAAUGUAUAAGUCAAAUUGAAUAACGUACUGACAACAGGCCAUUGGUGGUGGUUCUAGGCAUGUGUUUCAUGAUGCUGGUAAGAGAUCUUGACCACACUGCAGAAAUACAUGGGUUUAAGGAUCCAUAACCCAAAAGAGAUUUUUGUUCUUUAGAUCUUAUUUCCUUGCUUCUUACAUCUCUAUAUGGAUAAAAUAUCUGGGAAAAUCAUAUAACUGUAUAGAGUUACAGUUCUGAGAUACAUUAAAUUUAGCUCCAAGCCCCUAAUCCCACAGCCUCCAGAAAAGUCAUCUCUGCAGGGAGAGAUUAUAUUUUUGAGUCCAUUGAGGAAUUGCAUGGAUCAUAGUUGAUAAAUUUUUCUUACUUUCAAAGGGCCAUUUGAGACAGGCUUGCAAAAUGAGCACAAACUUGAAGGCCAAGCAUUGAAUAACAUUAGUUUUAAGAUAAUAAGUUUCAAGGGAAGUGAGAGUUUUAAUAAAAGUGGAAAACCACAGCUCUGGUGUUGCUGUUAUUUUGGGCUGCUAUGGAUGAAAGCCCAAUGGAUGACUCACUGUGACCACUGGUCAUCUAGGGAGCGAGCAAGUAUUUCAGGGAGGUAUAUCUGAAAAGUGACUUAGAUUGACUUCUGUUUGUGAAUCCCCAGCUCCUCGUUGGGUACCUAAGUAUUGUCUGUCUCUAUAAAGGGACAAAACAAAGAUGUAGGAAGGAAUUGGUGAAGAGGAAGGGGCAGGAAUAGAAUUUGGACUUGACUUCAGUUGGUUUAUUGGGUUUGUAUGAUACCACUGUGGUGGUUAGUCCAGGGCAUUUUGUCAAAGGAACAAUUUGGCCUCCUGCCUCAUCCCACCCUCCACCUCAAGCCUCAGACCCCAAAAUGAACCCCCUGAAUGUUGGAGCCUUAAAAAAGUGAAAAGUGGUAAAGAUUGAUCUCAGCAUAAAAACUUCAACAGAACUGUGAGGACUACAGAUAAAAACAGCAAAAAGAUAAUUUGACCUUUUGAUGAAAUGUGUGUGAAGUGUGAGAUAAAGCCUGUGGGCUUGUAAUUCUUAACAUAAAAUAUAUAUCUUGAGCCAAUCUAUUUUUGGCACAUGGGAAACAAAAGAUACAAGAAUGGCUAACAAUAAAGUUCUC